AUGAGCGGCGCACUGCAGGACCGCCUGCGGCAGCAUGCGGCAGCUUUCGAUGGUCUUUUGUCGCUGAUUCCGGCGAAGCUGUACUACGGAAACGGAGACGAGCCCAGCGAGCAAUGGAGACGAACGAAGCAGACAAAAGAAGAAAAGAAAGCAGCACGGCGGGCGAACCUUGACCCGGAGAACGAGCUGAACAAGAGCGUGAAGGAGUUGAUGGAAGAACGGGCAGCGCGGAACAAGCGAAAGCUCGAGGAUGAGGAUGAAGACGAGGAUGGCAGCGACGAGGACAGCGACGGUUCUGUCUUGGAGGGCGUGGUCAAGGAGAUGCCAAGAGAAGGGCUGAAGCCGGUCAAGCAGCAGAAGAAACCAGUCAAGGGAACGACCAGCAAGAAGACCAAGCCGCCAGCAGAGAAAGCGAUAGAAGAGAACAAGGGAAAGGAAGAGGAGGACAAGGAAGAGGAAGAGGAGGAAGAGGAGGAGAUGGUGGAAAAGACGGAGGUCAGCCUGGAAGAAGCCAAGAUUUCGAAAAAGCAGGCAGAGAAGCUGCUGAAGAAACAACAAAAGGCAGAUCGCAAGGCGGAAAAGCGGAAACAGAAGAAGGCAGGGAAAAAGGAAAAGGGAGAUGACGAGGAAGAAGAGGAAGAAGAGGAAGAAGAGGAAGAAGAGGAGAAAAAGCAGACAAAGGCACAGAAAGCAAAGGCGACAGUUCAAGACGAAGCAGACAGCGACGAGGAGAGCGACAAGGACGACUCGGACGAGGAGAUGAAGGAUGGAGAGGAGGAAGACGCAGGAGAGGACGAGCUGCAGAGCGGACUGGACUUUUCGGCACUAGGUGGCAGCGAGGAGGUGCUGGACGAGGCAGCAGGCGAGGUCAAAGAGACGGCGAGCACGACGUCGGUGUCGUCGACAGGGCCAACAGACAAGGCAGGACGGCCACACAUCAAAGUGCCGAGCGACACAUCGGCGCUGCGGGCACGACUGGCAGCACGGAUCGAGGCGCUGCGAGCAGCACGCAAGGCAGACGGACCAGACGGGAAGCCGAUCCGGACGCGACAGGAGCUGAUCGAGGCGCGGCGGGUGAAGCAGGCUGAGCGGAAGCAGCACAAGAAGCAGUUGCGGCAGCAGGCGCGCGAGGAGGAAGAGCGGAAGCGGGACGAAGCAGUGGCAUCAGCACGAGCAUCGCCGCUGGUGCGAGCAGGAGGGUCGCCGGUGGAGGAGUCGACGAACCUGUCGUUUGGGCUGGUGGCAUUUGCGGACGGGACCAAGAUGUCGCGAGACCUGACGUUUGCCAAGGGUCGGAGCAGCGGCGGUGGAGACGACGCGGACGACAAGGCGACACCGAAGCGCAAGGGCCCGGCAGCAUCGGAUGUGCGUGGCCAGCUGGCACGAUUGGAGUCGCAGAAGAAGCGGCUGGCAGGCAUGGACGAGACGACACGGCGCGAGGUGGAGGAGAAGGAGCGGUGGCUGGCAGCACGGCGACGGACGGCGACGGACGAGAAGAAUGGCGGUGCUGGCAGCGGGCUGACGGCCGGGGCAGCGGCCAGCGGAGCGGCAGUAUCGGAUCUCGGACGCACAGAAAUGCUGCUGAAGAAGGCGAUUAAGCGCAAGGACAAGGCCAAGAAGAAGAGCGAGCGCGAAUGGUCGGAGCGGCGUGAAGGCGUGCAGAAGGGCAUCCAGGAGCGGGAUCGCAAGCGGGAGGACAACCUGCGGGCACGACGGGAAGACAAGCUGCUGCGGCGGUCGGGGCUGGCCAAGAAGAAGAAGGGUGGCGCAGGUGGUGGUGGUGGGAAGAGCAAGGGACGGCCGGGAUUUGAAGGGUCGUUUGGAGGGAAGAGGAAGUAA
This is a messenger RNA of Grosmannia clavigera kw1407, 1839 nucleotides long. Its product is annotated as 60S ribosome biogenesis protein. Gene Ontology annotation, molecular function: DNA binding; RNA binding. The transcript has 3 exons. Gene Ontology annotation, cellular component: nucleolus. Gene Ontology annotation, biological process: ribosomal large subunit biogenesis; ribosomal small subunit biogenesis. The record is from RefSeq and is a predicted model, not a curated record. Lineage: Eukaryota; Fungi; Ascomycota; Sordariomycetes; Ophiostomatales; Ophiostomataceae. Bases 1 to 1839 code for a protein of 612 amino acids.